This is a messenger RNA of Etheostoma cragini (Arkansas darter), 1632 nucleotides long. RefSeq names its product radial spoke head 3 (gene rsph3). Gene Ontology annotation, cellular component: cilium. Bases 183 to 1175 code for a protein of 330 amino acids. The record is from RefSeq and is a predicted model, not a curated record. NCBI's taxonomy places the organism in Eukaryota, Metazoa, Chordata, Actinopteri, Perciformes, Percidae. The transcript has 8 exons.
AUUAGCUACACUUCCUAGAGACGGUUGCUACAACAGUUCAUUGCGCCCUCUCCUCUCGGUGGACAGUAGCAACCUACAGUAUCUUUGGAAGUAGCCUGUCCGCGACCAAAAAUUCACGUUAGCUUAAUAAUAAAUCUACAACUGCGAUACUUUAUUGUUUCUGCUAGUUUCUGAUAGAAAAAAUGGCUUUAGUUUCACAAAGCCAGAGAACUCCAAACGAAAGUUACACCUUCGCAAGUCGCCCCAGACCUGUUGAGAACCGCUCCAAAUACAGAGAGCCUCCGUCUGAACAGACACACAGUAAUUAUGGAAACAUUAUGUAUGACCGUCGUGUUGUCAGAGGAAACACUUACGCCCAACUAAUCACACCAACUACGGCUCAGCCAGACCUUGAAGCACAAAGACAACAGGAGAGUAGGAGGAGAGCCAUUGCUCGAAAACGAGCCAGAGAACAGUUCAGACCGAGUACUCCGGCGGCCCUGCAGGGCAGAAAACACAUUGAUGUACAAACAGAGCUUUAUCUCGAAGAACUGAGUGAUAUUGUAGUGGCAUCAGAUGUCGAGUGCCAGACUGAUGCUUUCCUGGACAAACCUGCAACCCCGCUCUUCAUACCUGCUAAAUCUGGCAAAGAUGUUGAAACACAGAUAGAGGAGGGAGAGCUGUUUGACUUUGACAGGGAGGUGCAGCCAGUGUUGGAGGUCCUGGUGGGUAAGACAAUAGAACAGUCCCUGGUGGAGGUGAUGGAGGAGGAGGAGCUGGCUUGUCUGAGGGCCCAGCAGAGGGCCUUCGAAGAGCUCCGAAAUAAUGAGCUGGCAGAGGUGCUGCGGCUUCAGGAGCAGGAGAGACGCCACAGUGAGGAGAAAAGGCGUAGAAUUGCCCAGCAAAAGGAGGUGCUGAAAAAAGAAAAAGAGACUGCAGAGAAGAUUGCUGCCCGGGCGUACACCCAGCAGUACUUGGCUGACCUCCUGCCUGCAGCCUUCGCCUCACUGAGAAGCCAUGGCUUCUUUUAUGACCCCGUGGAGAAAGAUAUUGAGAAUAACUUCUUCCCAUGGCUGAUGGUUGAGGUUAACAACAGUUUGGAGAAGAGAUACGCAGCAAGAGGGCUGCUGGACGCUAUCAUCCAUGAUGUCACCCUGAAGAGACUGAAGAUGUCCAAAGAGCUGGAGACACAGUGAUAAGGAUUCACUGAGAAAGGUCAAGGGCAUGAAUGCAUUAUGAAAAAUAAAAAUACAUUUCACCAACUUAAUUUGCAUAGGUUUCCCUUUGAGAACACAAUACUAGUGUAUAUUGUGUAAGUCAGUAAUUUGUUUUAACCUUAAAAUAAAUGUAAUGAUUGUAAUGAUUAGUAGGGAGUAUGGGGGAAAAUUCAAAUGCAAUUUUGUAUCCUUUUUUGCAAACAUUUGCACUUGUUCUUGUAUAUCAUAAAUUAGGGAUUUCUGUUAGUAUGAAGAGAUUAUGUAACUUUUUUGUGAAAGUUUCUCCAGUGUUUGAAGGUAUUUUUUUGCUUAAUAUUUUAAAGAUUGGUAGGCCUACAAAAUUAGCAACCCUGGCAUUAACAUUUUUAUCAUGUUGUGAUCCGAGGGUUGUUAUUAUCAGAGUUUUGCUGCAGUUAAUGUAGAAAAAUUGAAACUU